CAGAACAAGUCAGUGUUCAGUGUUGGUGUGUGAAAUGUCUGUUCCCUUAUCAAGACUCAACUCUCUUAAUGUGCAGCCCAACUCAUUGAAUCCCACUGCCUCUUCUUUCAAUAUAGCCAGCAUGGCAAUCAACAACAGCAUCAGAUUCAACGAAGAACAUGAACAGACCAUCAAAAGCUUGCCAAUAAUCAAAAAUCUCAAUCUUUUUGAAUCAAAUUUGAAUCUGUUGAUUGAUUCAAUUCAAAGAUAUAACCCGAAUCAAAAGGCAUUGAAUGAUUUGUUGAAUUCUGAUUUGAAUGUUGAAAAUUCAAUAAAAUUGUUAAUUAAUCAUCAGAAUUUUGGAAAGUUAUUGAAUAAUUUAAGGCAAUCGAACGAAAAUUUGAAUAAUGAGCUACUAAAUAUAUUGGACGAGUUGAACCAAUGCAGAUCUAUCUUAUUGGAUUUGCCAAAUUCAAUUGAAACCCAGUUUCAAACUCCCAGUUUUGAUCAAACCACAAACAGCAGAAGUAAUAACGAAUCAUUAACAGUGGAUGAACUAUUGAAAUAUGCUGCUAGAUUGGCCAAAUUUACAACAAUUCCUGCUACAACUGAGUUUAACAUUGGUCCUGCAAAUUACAUAUGGCCUGGCGAGGAUUCCUUAAGAAAGGGAAUGUUGGCUGCUGCAUCAAACCAUCAGGAUCAAUUGAUAUCCUUAGAAUCGACUAAUAAACAACUGAGUGAGAUAGUUGAUUCCAAACCAGAAUCUCUAGAUAAUAAUUUUGAUAAUGUGGACAAACUUGAGGACUUGCACCAUCAGAAUAAUAUAAAUAGGCCCCAAUCUAGAAAUCACACAUCUUCCAAUAAUAUUAACAAUCCUCCUCCUCCUCCUCUAGCUCCAGCUCCAGCUCCAGCUCCAAUGAUAAACAAAUUUGCCUUAGAUUUGUAUCACUCAGAUGAUGAUGAUGAUUAGAUAGUUUUUAAAAUUUAACGAAAUAAUUUUACUAUUUAGUAUUAUUUAUGUACUAUAUAUCGAAAAUUUUAUAUUUUGCCUAAUAAAUAGAUAGAAAAAUGAUUAGCAUUGUAUGAAAAUAGAAAUAAAUUAAAAACUUUGAAAAACUUUUAAAACUGGAUAAUCGGAAAAUUAAAAAACCUUUAAAUUUAAAAACUUAGA
Messenger RNA from Ascoidea rubescens DSM 1968, 1150 nucleotides. It is a transcript of the gene MED4, whose product is annotated as Med4p. Gene Ontology annotation, cellular component: core mediator complex; mediator complex. Bases 35 to 949 code for a protein of 304 amino acids. NCBI's taxonomy places the organism in Eukaryota, Fungi, Ascomycota, Saccharomycetes, Ascoideales, Ascoideaceae. The transcript has a single exon. Gene Ontology annotation, molecular function: transcription coregulator activity. Gene Ontology annotation, biological process: regulation of transcription by RNA polymerase II. The record is from RefSeq and is a predicted model, not a curated record.